Messenger RNA from Aspergillus ibericus CBS 121593, 3354 nucleotides. Its product is annotated as putative protein kinase Scy1. The record is from RefSeq and is a predicted model, not a curated record. Lineage: Eukaryota; Fungi; Ascomycota; Eurotiomycetes; Eurotiales; Aspergillaceae. The coding region runs from base 274 to 3027 and encodes 917 amino acids. Gene Ontology annotation, molecular function: ATP binding; protein kinase activity. Gene Ontology annotation, biological process: protein phosphorylation. The transcript has 2 exons.
GACGACUGGAAAUGUAUGAUAACCGUGUCGAUGUUUGAGGAGGCUCCGAUCCAACUUUGCUUGCCUCGUGUGCUCCGCCAUUUCCCUCGGUAUAUAAUAUCCAUGUAAUAUCUGUUCUUCCGAUCUUUUGUGUCCUGUUUAUCAGCCCCGUUUUGCGGAAUCACAUCGCAUACUUCAAGGGAUUCGGCGAUUAUAUUGGAUGGAACGAACCCAUUGCUGUGAAUUGCUAUCUCAGGUAUCUCGUGUUGUUUGAGCUGGGAAAAGGUACAAAAGAUGUUUUCGUCGGCUCUCAAAUCCCUGAGCUCCAAUAUAUCAUCAAACUACCACAUUUCUCCACACCCCACCGUGGUCUCUGGUCCUUGGAAAAUUCAUGACGGGAAAAAGAAGUCCACUGGCACCACGGCGUCCAUCUUCAUAUUUGACAAAAAAUUCCUUGAACCAAGAUCAAGCGGGCUCGGAAGUCGUUCCGGCUCUUCCACCAAGAAGCUGCAAGAAGAUGUCGUUGAACGCCUAAAAAGGGAAGCGAGCAAUCUGGCGCGGCUCCGACAUCCCUCUGUCCUACAAGUGCUAGAGCCCGUGGAAGAGACGCGAAAUGGCGGUCUUAUGUUUGCUACCGAACAGAUCACUGCAUCUCUUGCUGGACUACUUCAGGCAAAGGAUGCACAGGAUAGCACUUCGAGGGUUGGCUCGAGGUCCAGCCGUUAUAUGGUAGAGGAACCUGAUGGCACACGACGGCGGAGAGACCUCGAGAUCGACGAAUUGGAAAUUCAAAAAGGACUAUUGCAAGUUGCCAAAGGCCUCGAAUUUCUUCAUGAGUCUGCGGGGCUCGUUCAUGGCAAUUUGAAUCCCGAAGCCAUCUAUAUCAAUGCCAAAUCCGACUGGAAAAUUUCCGGCCUUGGAUUUGCUGGUCCUUCUAGUUCUGCAGAAUCACGCUCGACUCUUCCACCCCUGGCUUUGUCAGAGGUGCUUUACCAGGACCCGCGCCUACCUCAAUCCGUCCAGUUAAAUCUGGACUAUACUUCGCCCGAUUUUGUACUCGAUUCCAACGUGACACCUGCCGCUGAUCUAUUUUCACUUGGGCUCAUAAUAGUAGCUCUCUAUAACUCGCCACAUGUUUCGCCUCUGCAGACGCAUGCGAACGUGAAUACCUACAAGAAGCUUUUAAGCUCUCCAUCCAGUACCCCUUCGCAGGGCAACAACUUUUUAUCCUCCGGCACGAUUCCAAAGGAUGUUGUUUCUCACGUCUUACCCAGGCUGAUAACUAGGAGACCUGCUCAACGUCUGAAUGCUCGUGAAUUCCAACAAUCUCAGUACUUUGACAACAUAUUGGUCUCGACGAUCCGCUUUCUGGAAUCUUUACCCGCGAAGAAUGCCCACGAGAAGUCGCAGUUCAUGCGUGGGCUCCAGCGAGUUCUGCCAGAGUUCCCAGUCUCCGUGUUGGAAAGAAAGGUUCUGGGGGCCUUGUUGGAAGAGCUGAAGGACCGAGAGCUUUUACCACUUAUUUUGAGCAAUGUCUUCACAAUACUGCAGCGCAUCCCGAAUGCGCGUCGUACGUUCCCGGAGAGGGUGAUACCUCAACUCAAAGAGAUUUUCCCAACAGGCAAGAGUGUUGUACAGGAGCGUGACGCCAAGAGGGAUGCGGGUCUCAUGGUCGUCCUGGAAAAUAUGAAUGUUGUGGCAGAUAAUUGUUCCGGAAAGGAAUUCAAAGAAGACAUCUUGCCACUUAUUCGACUCGGACUUGAUUCACCAACACACUCUUUAGUAGAUGGCGCCAUCAAAUGCUUACCGGUUAUCCUCCCGGUUCUUGAUUUCAGCACUGUGAAAAACGAAGUCUUUCCGCCAAUUGCUUCGACUUUCAGUCGAACAAACAGUCUUGCCAUCAAAGUACGAUGCUUGGAGGCGUUCGCUGUUCUUUGCGGCGGCACCAUGGGGGACAAGGGGGCAAUUGAAGAUGAUCUGUCGGGUGUGAGCCAGACGAGUAAAUCACAGUCUAUCAAGUCAUCCAUUUUGGAUAAGUAUACGAUACAAGAAAAGCUUGUCCCCUCAAUGAAAGCCAUCAAAACGAAGGAACCAGCUGUCAUGAUGGCUGCCUUGAACGUCUUUCGCCAAAUCGGGACGGUUGCGGACACCGAGUUUCUUGCUCUGGAAGUCUUGCCAGUGCUAUGGAGCUUCAGCCUCGGGCCUCUUCUUGACCUCCGUCAAUUUGGGGAAUUCAUGACGCUAAUCAAAAGCGUUUCGUCCAAAAUUGAGCGAGAACAGACGAAAAAGCUUCAAGAGCUGUCAUCGGGAGGAGACUCCGGUGGAUUCCAAAAUGGAACCGGGGGUUCUUCGACGGCAUCAAUCACAAUGGGCCAGUCUAGCAUGGACAACACAAGGGAUACUUUUGAGCGCCUUGUCCUAGGGCGAGGGGCAGCAACCUCGACUGACCAGGAUAUUGAUCAAUGGGGUAGCCUCACCUCAGGCCGUCCGGCGGCGCAGUCUACUGCUCAAAAGACACCAUCUACGGGCUUUUCCUGGGCGUCGGGCACCACAAGUCCAGCCGUGAAAGGAAGCAUGCUUCCAGCACAAACCAACCUCAGCAUGCGCUCAGUCACUCCUGAUUAUAACUUGAGCACGUUCCCGUCCUUAGAACCUGCUGCGAGGGCGAAGUCUCCCCCAACGCCCACAUUCCCUACCCUACAGCCUUCACCUUCUUCGUCCUGGAGUAUCCCAAGUCCUCCGGUUAAUCAGCAAUCGAUCCAGAAAACAAAUGCCUCCGGACUCUCCCUAGGAGCGCUGGCGAGCAUGAAGGCACACGCUCCUGCAUCCAGUCAAGGCACUCAGCCUAUCCCUAAUUAUUCUGCAUUCUCCAUUCCCCCGCCCCCGUCGGGCCACACCGCCAUAGGGGCCUUUGGCAGCCCUAGUGGACUGGCUAAUACAGGGACUUCGGCAUUUGGCGCAAGCACCUCACCAAGUGCAUUCGUGAACAAUAGUGCAUCACAGGGAACCCAGAAACAAGGCCUCGACAAGUACGAGAGCUUGCUCUGAAGGAUCUGGGGUAAGGGUAUACAAUUGAUUCAAUCUCAUUUUUGCAUAUUAUAGCCACUGGACUUGAAUACUCUCUGGUUUUUUUAUUGCUUUUUCGGUGUAGUCACAGGUUUUGUUGCGUGUACAGGGUCAUGCAUGAUUCCCCCUGGUCUCACAGGCGUAGUUCAGACUGGGCUUCAAAAGUUUUCCAUUUGCUUUGUUGUCUUAGCUCGGUGGAGUUGGGGCAAGAUUGUCACUUGAGUACUACUACUGUAUCAUCAGAAUACAUACUAGCAAUACUGGCGAGGGAAUAAUACUGUGAGCUAUCCGGUGGAGCAGAGCGUGGAA